Parnassius mnemosyne (clouded apollo) is the source of this 1314-nucleotide messenger RNA. The record is from the annotation of a GenBank genome assembly. NCBI's taxonomy places the organism in Eukaryota, Metazoa, Arthropoda, Insecta, Lepidoptera, Papilionidae.
AUGUCUUUCCUUCAUAAUCAUUCUUGCGAGUGCGUUAAGUCAGAAUUGGAUUUGUUUGCACUACCGUCUACACAAACUAGCAUUGAAAAUGGAUUGUGGAUUCAUUAUAAACCAAUUUCAUCUCUUGGUGAUGAUGGACCUAUCGAGUUUCAAGUUCCUGGGACCGGCGAUGACUACAUAGAUUUGUCUCAUACAUUACUCCACAUAAAGGCAAAAGUAUUAAAUCAAGAUUCAACUAACUUGGUAUCUACUACAAUAGUAGCACCUGUAAAUAAUUGGCUGCAUUCACUUUUUAGUCAACUUGAUGUUUAUUUAAACCAAAAACUUGUAUCACCACCUAAUAAUACCUAUGCAUAUCGAGCAUACAUGGAAACCCUUUUAAACUAUGCCCCUGCUGCUAAACAAUCUCAUCUUACUUGUAGCCUUUGGUAUGAGGAUACAGCAGGAAAAAUGGAUUCUACAGAUGGUAAAAACAUAGGAUUUGUUAAAAGACAGGAAUUGAUUAGUGAAAGUAAGGAAAUAGAAAUGAUUGGUCAUCUUCACGGUGACAUUUUUAACCAAGAUAAAUUUUUAAUUAAUGGUGUUGAAAUGAGUGUUAAAUUGGUUCGAUCAAGAGAGAGUUUUAAUUUAAUUGUUGGGUCGAACGAUGUAAAGUUUAAAGUUUGCAUUACGGACGCAACUCUUAUUGUGCGACGAGCACGAAUUAAUCCAAGUGUAUUACUCGCACAUCAAAAAGUUUUAGCUUCUACCACUGCUAAAUAUCCUAUUACUCGAGCUGAAGUAAAAGUUUUAACAAUUCCUUCAGGUGUUCAAGGAAAAACUCUUGAUAAUAUAUUUUUAGGACAGGUACCGAAAAGAUGUAUAAUUGGAUUUGUGAACAAUUCUGCAUUUAAUGGUUCCCUUACUAAAAAUCCAUUUAACUUUGAAAACUAUGGUAUUAAUUCUUUCAGCUUAUAUAUUGAUGGUCAACAAAUACCUUCAAACGCUUUGCAACCAUCUUUUAAUAAUAGCAUAUUUACAUCAGCAUAUCAUACUCUAUUCUCGGGAACUGGUAUUCACUUUCUUAAUGAAGGAAAUGGAAUCUCUUGUGAACAGUAUGGCAAAGGUUACUGUCUAUUAGCAUUUGACUUAACUCCUGAUUUAUCAGCUAACUCAUCAACUCAUUGGAAUCUCAUAAAGCAUGGUAGUGUAAGAAUAGAAGUACGAUUUGAAUCCUCAUUAAUACAAACAAUUAACUGUAUAGUUUAUGCUGAGUUUGAUAAUAUUAUUGAGAUAGAUAAAAACAGAAAUGUUACUGUAGACUAUAGUAGUUAA